Molecule: messenger RNA, 1551 nt
Organism: Ostreococcus lucimarinus CCE9901
Lineage: Eukaryota; Viridiplantae; Chlorophyta; Mamiellophyceae; Mamiellales; Bathycoccaceae
Exons: 3
Coding region: 1-1551 (516 amino acids)
Biological process (GO): tRNA methylthiolation
Cellular component (GO): endoplasmic reticulum
Molecular function (GO): tRNA (N(6)-L-threonylcarbamoyladenosine(37)-C(2))-methylthiotransferase activity; 4 iron, 4 sulfur cluster binding
Source: RefSeq, a predicted model, not a curated record
AUGGAGGCGGUGGUGGACGCGCGCGCGCGACGGCGGGGGGGGGCGGGCGGUGACGGCGAAGGCGAAGGCGAAGGCGGAGGCGAAGGCGGAGGCGGGCGCCGGCCGGGGACGGCGAAGAUUUUCGUUCACACGUUUGGGUGCUCGCACAAUCACUCGGAUUCGGAGUUCAUGGCGGGACAAUUGCGGCGGUACGGGUACGAACUCGUGGACGCGCCGGAGAAGGCGGAUGGGUGGUUGGUGAAUACGUGCACGGUGAAGAAUCCGAGCCAGAGCGCGAUGAACACCGUCAUCGAACGAGGCAAAGCGGCGAAUAAAGCGAUGGUCAUCGCGGGAUGCGUGCCGCAGGGCGAUAAGGGUGCGAAGGAGUUACGAGAUGUCAGCCUGUUGGGCGUGACGCAGAUUGAUCGCGUGGUGGAGGCGAUGGAGCGAACGUUGGCGGGCGACACCGUGCGGAUGCUGGAGAAGAAAGCCUUGCCCUCGCUCGAUUUGCCAAAGGUGCGACGGAACGAGUUCGUGGAAAUACUGCCGUUAAGCACGGGCUGUUUAGGUGCGUGUACGUAUUGCAAGACGAAACACGCGCGCGGUGAUCUCGGGUCGUACGAGAUUUCUGCGUUGGUGAGUCGAGUCGAACAAGCGAUGGCGGAGGGCGUCUCGGAAGUGUGGCUGUCUUCAGAAGACACUGGCGCGUAUGGGAUCGAUUUGGGCACCGAUGUCGCCGCAUUAUUUCGCGCCAUCACUGCGGUUUUGCCCACGGAUGGGUCGGUGAUGCUUAGACUCGGCAUGACGAACCCACCGUACAUCUUGGCGCACCUCGACGCCGUCGCCGAAGCGAUGCGGCAUCCAUCAGUGUACGCCUGGAUGCACAUUCCGGUACAGAGUGGAUCCAACGCUGUCUUGGAGGGCAUGAAGCGCGAGUACACGGUGGAAGAAUUCAAACGCGUGUGCGAUACGUUGCUCGCCGCCGUGCCAGGCAUGGUCAUCGCGACGGAUAUCAUUUGCGGUUUCCCGGGGGAAACCGACGAGCAAUGGCAAGAAACCAUGAGCCUGAUUGAAGAAUAUAAAUUUCCAGAGGUUCACAUUUCGCAGUUCUAUCCUCGGCCUGGGACUCCCGCGGCGAAGAUGAAGCGAGUGCCGACACAAAUAGUCAAGGCACGUUCGCGCGAGCUCACAGCGCUCUUCGAGUCAUACAUGCCUCACGAGCACUUGGUUGGUAAAACCGAACGCGUUUGGGUGAGUGAUAUCGCGCGCGACGGCACAUCGCUCGUCGCUCAUACGAAAAACUACACACAAAUACUCUUACCUGGAGGCGAAGACCAAAGAGCGCGCUUGAUGGGGCGGAGUGCCAUGGUUGAAAUUUACGAAGCGGCCCGUUGGUCUUGCAAGGCGAGAGUUUUAGAAGUCUUAGAAGUUGAUCCUACCGUUGCCAGGACGACAGCAUUGUACGCGCGGUACUUUACGAUUGAAGCCGCUUUAGUCGCCGCCGAUGACUUUGCUUUUCCACUGCACGAUGCCGCAGUCCAUGCCCUCCUUCACAAACUUACUCACCGCUAA